AUGGCGAGCGGGAAGUCGGUGAUGGCUUUGAUCAAAGCCCUGAAGCCUGCAUUUCGCAACGGCAACAACAACGACAAGGUGGUUUUUGCCGUUCACUCUUUCUUCUUAGCUUCCGGCUACGAGCUCACCGCCACAGGUCCCCCGGCCUUCAACCCCUCUGGCCUCACCUCUGCUUCCACAGAUGAAGUGGGUAUUCAGGACUGGAACGAGCUUGACGACCAGUACGCCUUCAUCUACGUGAACCCGGAAAAGGGUUCGAGGAAGGUGCUCGUCAAGUGUCUUGUAAUGGAGGGAAAAUUGCAUGUUUAUUAUGCUUUGACUGAUGGGUCUUCUAAGCAUGUGGAACUUGAUGUUGGCGACUAUGUUGAGGAAAAUGGAGGCGGCAAUUACUCCAGACAGUUCAAGAAUAUGGAGAUGCUAGUGACACGUCUGGAGUCUCUGCAGAAUUUGAGUUCAGAAACAAGUGAGACUAACUGUGUGAGGAGGAUCAAAAUUGAAUCUCAUUCUGGUCCUGUUCCUCAAACUCAUCUGUCAGGACGCAAAAGAAAGGAGCUCCUUACUCUCUGUGAGGAGAAGGAAACUCCAGCUAACACCACCAAUGUCGUCGUGGCCAGUUCUGUCAAACAUGUGUACAGCAUAAGGCGAGUGAAGCAGAAGAUAGGUUCAGGGUCGGAUGAAGCAGAUGGUCUUGGCAUACUGAUUGAGGACAAGAAAAUUGAUAUUAAGGAGCCUCAUGAUGUUCCAGCUACUGCCCUCAUGGCCGCGCCCGUCCCUGCUUCAAAGGCUGCUGACUCUGUGCCUGCAACCCAGUUCCAUCAUUUGUCAGAUGAGAUGCUACCAUCACCUCUGAAGAAAAUAAGUCCUCGCCAUCUCCAAGAUGGAGAAGUGUACCGAGGUGAGGCCCAAAUUCUCUUGUAUACCAAGGUGGUAAAAGGAUGA
Messenger RNA from Prunus armeniaca (apricot), 939 nucleotides. The record is from the annotation of a GenBank genome assembly. NCBI's taxonomy places the organism in Eukaryota, Viridiplantae, Streptophyta, Magnoliopsida, Rosales, Rosaceae.